CUCGCAACUGGGCAGGGCUCCAAAUGAGCAGCAACAACAACAAGAGGCAGGAGUUCAAAGUUAGCAACGGAUUGCACAACUUCUACGCUGGGUGACUAUUAACAAGCUGGAACUGUGGCGGCAGCAGCAACAGCAGCACCAGCACCAGCACCAAGCGCGCAGGGAGACGGCUCAGCCACUGCCCCCAGUCAAUUUCCCGAGUUUGAUGUUCCCCUGCUGCCUUUGGGUCUCACCAUGUCUCCCUUUGGAAGGAAUCUCUUAAAGACCCGCCACAAAAACAGAUCAUCUGCGAAAGAAAUGGGCUCCAGUGACCAAGAAAUCAUAGUCUGGGUUUGCCAGGAAGAGAAGAUUGUCAGUGGAUUGACUAAACACACAACUUGCAUUCAAGUAGUUGAAGCUUUGCUGGAAGAACAUCAGACCACUUUGGCAGAGAAGAGAUUUCUCUUUGGACAACCUAAAGAUUAUUGCAUUAUAGAAAAAUGGAGAGGUUCUGAACGGGUUCUUCCACCUCUCACAAAAAUGCUCAGACUCUGGAAAGCCUGGGGGGAAGAGCAACCUAAUUUGCACUUUGUCUUGGUCAAGGCAGAUGCUUUCCUUCCCUUACCCUUGUGGAGGACAUCUGAAGCCAAAAUAGUUCCAAACCUGGAAAUGCACUGGGAUCUGAGUCCAGCAAAUUAUAUGAAGAUGUUGUCAGUGGACAAACAAAAGAGAAUUCUUAGGAAAACCUUUCGGAAACUGGCCAAACUUAAACAGGAAGGAGUUCUGCAGGAGAGGGACAAUAUAGAGACACUAAUCCAUCUCAUCCUUUCUCAAGACCACACUAUUCACCAACAGAUUAAUAGAAUGAAGGAACUAGAUAUGGAAAUUGAAGAGUGUGAAGCCAAAUUCCAUCUAGAUCAGCUUGAAAGUGAUGGGGAAAACUAUGUUCAAGAGUCUUAUUUAAUGUCUUCUUGUAGCAGUUCUGAACAGCUAAUGGAAAUGUCUCAUAACCAUCAGCAGGAAAGUUCAAAUAAAUGUGAUGGGAUUUUACAAGUGGAGGAAGGACUAAAGCACCACAAGUUAAUGAUUGAAAAACUCUCUGCUGAAAUUGAACAAGAGGUUAAGGAAAGUGAAAAAAAUGGAGACUUAUGGACAGAAGAAGCAUCUAAAGGUGAAGUGGAGAACGCUGAUCUAGAAAGUGUUAAGAAUGAGCUGGAGAGAAGUAUGAAAGAUGCUCUAAGGAUUCAUUCUCACUUGAACUGCAUAGAGCAGGAACUAAAAUAUCAGGAUUUGAUGCUUCAAAGGAAGGAAAAAGAAUAUGAACUACUUGUAGAAGAGCUUAGUGAUUUGCAUGCUAAUGAUAAAAAUGUAUUCAGUUACCCAACCAGUGAAGAGGAAAUGAAGGACAACGAAACUGGAACCUGUACAAAAAAUUUUCAAGGCACAGAUCUUCUUCACAAAAUGACAAAUUUAGACCUAAAUGAUACAGACUCCGACACUGGAAUCAGUUCUACUCACAGCCAAGAUUCAGAGACAGCUAUAGGAGACACAUUGCUAUUGUCCACAUAGUUGAAAACAAUUAUUUUAAUUGAGGCAAAUGUAAUACUUGCACCUAUUAAAAAUUACAUAGAAAAUGUGGCACUUUUAAAAAUUGAAUCUAGUUCUAAUGGGAUAUCUUCCCUGAUUUUUUUCAUAAAUAUAAAUCAGGCAAAUCAUAACAGCCAAAACUCAUAAACAGAAAGGAAUAUACAGUAAAAUUAUCUUCCCUUUUUUCAAAUAAUGUACCAAAUUCAACUGUUCUAUUGAUCAUGUAGAUACAGACUAGUUAACCAGACUUGGGAGACAUGGACAGAAGUAUAAGUCCAUAUAACAAUACAAGUUCUCCUUUGUAUGCAUUAUCAGUCCAUAGAAUUCUAUGGGAAUAUUGUCUUUUGUUUUUAUAUACUGAUUCACUGCCAAUCCAGUGCAAUAACAAUGUGGAUAUUUUGCGAUGCAAAGCCUAAUCUUUGAAGUCUAUGAUAUUUGUGGAAAAUGCACUGCAUUAGAGUUAGCAGUACAGCAGAUUUUUUGUGCUGCCUUUUAAUUAAACGAUAAAACAAAAUCUAACGAAGUUGCUAUUCCAAUCAAAGUUCUUGAAUUGCACAUAAGCAAUGUUUUUAUCAAUACAUCAUUUACUACUGUUACAUAUCUCUAAAUAAGGUACUGAUUUUAAAGAUCAGUUGUUUUCCUAAAUAUAAAUUUAAGAGAAUGAAGUAAAUAAAUUUUACAGUGCCAUAGUAUAAAUCAGAAUCUGAUAACUCUUUAACCAACAUAUGCUAGUUAAGCAAGAACAAGUGAGAUCAGUGCUUGAUGUAUUGUAGAUGAGGCCUACAAAACUAGUAAUCCCAGAUUACAGCAUAUGAAUGUUGUUUACAUUGGAUUAAUGUAGCGAUACAGUGAGAAAGACCAUCAAUAAAAGGCCACUUUCUAGACUGGA
Molecule: messenger RNA, 2455 nt
Organism: Crotalus tigris (Tiger rattlesnake)
Lineage: Eukaryota; Metazoa; Chordata; Lepidosauria; Squamata; Viperidae
Gene: RASSF9
Product: Ras association domain family member 9
Exons: 2
Coding region: 235-1548 (437 amino acids)
Biological process (GO): signal transduction
Source: RefSeq, a predicted model, not a curated record